CCCUUAACUCGGAACAACCCGCCGCUGACAACAAACUGGCGUAGAUAUGCAGUCUUGUCUUCAUGUUUCAUGGAUCUAGUCAUCUGAUCUACUACUACACAAGGGCGUGCAGCAUUCAGAACUGGCGUUAGAGAACAUGUUUCACAUUCAUCAAGCCUAAGGAAGAUCUCAUGGAAAACUCUUUAGCUGUUGGCUGACAAGAAGAUCCUUUUGCCUGUUUGCUUCUGAUCCUAGGACUUUUACUUCCAUGAUUUAAUCAAUAUGACUAAAAAGUCCUGUAGGAAAACGGAGUACCAGAAGCAGUAUAGGAAGUCUACACUAAUUCAGAAUAUUCCCUGCUUUGUUGAAAAUAAAAACUAUCGACUUGCUAGAAAAGAAGCUGAGUAUCUUCACACACCAUUCCUAUGGGACAAUUCAAGCUCAUCAUCCAGCUCGGAGAGUGAUAUUUGUGAUCAGAACCAAGUUCACUUUCAAGAUGCUGAAAUUCAACAAGCAAAGAAAGUUGUUGAUUUCUGCUGUCAGACACAGCCAUUAAACCGUGGACCAGAUGAUGUUGCAAGUAAGAAGAAGUGUAAUGGAAUGGGAAGUACACAUGUUCUGAAAGACAAAGAAGAUUUAUGUAGUCUUGAUGCCAAAGCACAACAGUCAUAUUCCAGGAAUCCAGUAAACAAAUCAAAAGGAAAAACAUACACAAUAAAAUCGUGUCGACCAUCAUGUCCAUACAAAUAUAACUCAGCCAAACCUCAGCCCAAAUCCAGACCCACGUCAGCAUCCCAAAAAUCCCCAUUUCAUUUAUUUGGCUGGGCUGACAAGGAGGUUGACCUGGCCCGACACAGAACAUACAACGUCUUGAGCAAUAAAGAUGUGUAUCCAUCAGCUGUAAUAGCCGCUAAGCGUCGACUUACAAGACAAAAAGAUACAUUUACUGUGGAGCAAUGCAAGAAGAAACAACCGCUUGAAGACAUCUUGUCACAAACAUGGGAUUGCCCAUGUAAAUGGGAAACAGAGUACUCUGCUCAUUACAAAUAUUAUCCUUUAUGAUUUUGAUGUCUCUUGCUAACAAUGUUUUUAGCAUUCAAUGUAAAGCUUUUUAAAAAUAAUUUAAAAUUUUUAAUAGCAUUUAUGAGUCGCUUAUUGAUGUAAAUUUAGGAAAGUGCUCUCCCAGCUGAAGAGAAUUUUAUUCAACUGGGGUUUAUUAAAACUAAUGAUGUUAUGCUGCAGGUGCAAAAAUAACAGGUUGAUUGAAAUAUUUUCACUCACAUCACUCUUGAGCUUUUGCAUGUGUUUCUUGAAAUGUUAUAAUAAUGCACACCCCUUUGCUGUAUGAAGGCAGAAUAUUUAUACAAAUAUGUGAUAGAAUGUUUGCAUUUUCAUAUUGUCUGAUGGAUCAACCUAAAAAAAAUUACGUCUUGGCAGUUGCUGGCAAUUAGAGAACAUGUUUAUUUUAUCAAAGCCAGUUAUGUGCCUGUGCCGGCCACCAGCACAUAUACCUAAAGCCUUAAAAAAUGAAUUCAUUUCAAGCUGUAUGCUCAAUCUUUUACAAGCUAAAAAUUGAAGUGCAAAACCUGUAUGGCCACAGUGAAUUUCAUAAAAAAUGUCUUGAGAAGGUAUUGCUAAAUGUGUUAUUAUAUAUGAAAUAAGACAUAAACACAAAAAGCAGAGUACAUGCUCCACACUCAGAUGGGUUGGCAGUAGUAAAUCAUGGUCUUUGAAUGUGCAUUUAAGCAUGAUUCCAAUCUUUCACAAUACCAUUGUGAAUAGACUUGAUAAAAAGUUUAUCUUGAACAGCAAAUGUUACCUUAAUGUGCCCGCGAUUUCCCCCGUUUGUAACCAUGGAAACCUUUUGGUGUGAGCACCUCUGUCCCAAAAAAAGAUAAUGAAUGGAGAGGACAAACUUUUAAGCAUAUAAAGAAAUCAAUAAACAUCCAUUCACCAAUCAUCUCCAUCCUUUUGUGUGUCACAAGAAGAGAUUGAGCAAACAUUUUGAAGAUGCAGUGGUAUACGAUUAGCAAUCUAUUUUAAGUUUGCCAGAGUGCUUUAUGAAGCAUGCUGAAAGGUUAGUAAAGCUUCAGUGCCUGAUACAAUAGAUUUCCCUCAUUAUGGAUGUAUUUGGUAAUGCUACAAAUCUGAUUUUAAUUCUUUUUCACUUGAACCAGUAAUGCCUGUCUGUUACAUUUGGUUCAAUGAGAAAUGCAAGUACUGGAAAAUACAUAAAAUUGCAAACACUAA
Pomacea canaliculata is the source of this 2229-nucleotide messenger RNA. Its product is annotated as centriole, cilia and spindle-associated protein-like. The record is from RefSeq and is a predicted model, not a curated record. The transcript has 6 exons. Lineage: Eukaryota; Metazoa; Mollusca; Gastropoda; Architaenioglossa; Ampullariidae. Gene Ontology annotation, cellular component: ciliary basal body; cytoskeleton; ciliary transition zone. Gene Ontology annotation, molecular function: microtubule binding. The coding region runs from base 262 to 1041 and encodes 259 amino acids. Gene Ontology annotation, biological process: regulation of mitotic spindle assembly.